Molecule: messenger RNA, 1216 nt
Organism: Cryptomeria japonica (Japanese cedar)
Lineage: Eukaryota; Viridiplantae; Streptophyta; Pinopsida; Cupressales; Cupressaceae
Product: protein STRICTOSIDINE SYNTHASE-LIKE 5
Exons: 5
Coding region: 25-1128 (367 amino acids)
Biological process (GO): biosynthetic process
Molecular function (GO): strictosidine synthase activity
Source: RefSeq, a predicted model, not a curated record
GGACUAUAUUCUCAAAGAAAAAAGAUGGGGGUGAAAUUGGUAGCAGCAAUAGUAGGCGUAGUAUGCGUGGCUUUAGGGUUAGGGUGGAAGGCUCUUCUAAGCGUGUCUCCAAUAGAUCCUCUGCCUUUUGACCUUCCUCCACCUCCAGACAGAGUGGGAAUCUUGUCUUACAACAAUAGACUCCACUCUGCAUUCAAGCUUGCCUUUGGGCAGGUGUUGGGACCAGAAGAUCUGGCAGUUGAUUCUCAAGGAAGACUCUAUACAGCUUGUGCAGAUGGCUGGAUUAAACGCAUCUCCUUUGAGAGCAACGACUCAUACUCCUCUCUGCAGGUCGAGAAGUGGGCAUACGUUGGAGGCCGUCCAUUGGGGAUUGUUCUUGGCCUCCAUGGAGAGUUAUUAGUCUGCGAGGCUUCCAGGGGGCUGCUAAAUGUGACAGAGGAUAAAGUGGAGCUGCUGUCCGGGGAAGCUGAGGGAUUGCCUUACAGGCUCGCAGAUGGAGUGGAUGUUGACAAAGACGGGAUCAUUUAUUUUACAGACGCCAGCUACAAAUAUGGGAUUAAUUUCACUACCAUAGAUAUCAUCGAGGGUCGACCUCGCGGUCGGCUACUCAAAUAUGACCCUGCAACAAACACUACUAGUGUCCUACUCAAAGAUCUCUACUUCGCCAAUGGUGUCGCGCUCUCCCCAAAACAGGAUUUCCUCGUCUUCUGUGAAACGUCAAUGUUCCGGUGUAAGAAAUUCUGGCUGGAUGGGCCCAAGAAAGGCCAAACGGAACUUUUCAUAGACAGACUCCCCGGAUUUCCUGAUAACAUCCGAUAUGACGGACAAGGCAUCUUCUGGAUUGGACUUCCAACGAGCUGGAGCCCGUUAGGCAGGACGAUGGUAAGAUACCCUUCUCUAAGGCAUCUGGCUCUAGCGAUGGCGGCAGUGGCGCCACGUGUCAUAGAUGCUGCAAAAGAAAAAGAAUCGAGCGUUUUAGGCGUAAAUGAAAAUGGGGAGGCGGUUGCACUUUUCUCUUAUCCGGGACUCACCACGAUCACUGUAGGGUUGAGAGUUGGAGAGUUUCUUUACUAUGGAGGUCUUCAUCUCGAAUACAUCGGUCGUCUUCACUUUGGGACAGAACUAUGAAAACCUGUGAUCCGCCCUAUUUUCUGAUAGAAAUUCGGUCUAAAUUGCUAUACAUGGUUUGUUUAUUGAAUCUGAUGAUGUUUGUAUA